GUACGCGGUGAGCUUCCAACACUAGUGGUUUUCGCGCGCUUUUCGCGUUCACUUGCCUUUGUGCGUUUUGGCUACAACACUACCGUCGUACACAUACGUGCGAAUUUUUGUGCAUAUUAUUUUUUUUGUGUGAUAUAUUUUAUUCAAUUUUAAAUUUUGUUAUUUUUUUUUAUAAUUGAUUCACGAAUGUUUGCCUCAAGAUGUCAAUUGUGUUUAUCUUUCUAAUUUUUAAUUUGAUUGGAACACUGAGAGCCCGCCAGCCGGACAUAGACAUCAACAGAAUACGACUUUUACCGAAAGAAGGGUUUCACAAUCGACCAGCAAAUUAUCACAGUCGUCGUUCCAUAAUAACAGAUCACAACAGAAGAAAUGAUUAUGACUAUUAUAGCAGCCGGUUCACCAAGUUACGGCCGUCGGUGCACUUUCGGUACGAUACCGCGCCACUUACCGAAGAGAAGGCGGGUAAAGUGUACCAACCAAGAGAAGACCCGCGGCUCUUCUAUCAGUCUGAUGCAUAUAUUAAAGAAACUAAUAGGAAGAACUUGAGCAAUGAAGUAUCUUCCAUCUACCUCGGACGGGGAGUAGUGCGCGCCGACGAAGUCAAUCGUAGAAGAUCGGUGCCAAUUCGCAUGCGAGAUAAUGAGCAAAAUAGCAUCUAUGAAGAUAUCUGCGUGCGGUGUCCUCCUGACAGAACCUUGAUUACAAAACCUGGUGUUGAUCGUGCAGUGUUACAACACCCGAGGCUAUUGUCAUGUUCUGGACGAAAGGCCCCUAGAUAUGUCCGUUUCGUCCACAUGUACGGGCCUAAAUUCGGUUCUUUACUGAAAGAGGGCUCACACAUGAUCGUCGGACGAAUCAUGCAUAAAGACGAAAUUCUCCAAACAUGUAAAAUGCAGAUACAUGUUCUGGUACAAUCUUGUACGGUACCCAAGUAUUUAGUGCCUCAUUGUGGAGCUGAAAAUAAAGUGUGCAACUUUACAUGUCGCGAUCCUAAAGCUGAAUUACGAGGACAAAGGACACUAACAUGUGGUGACGACAUGAGGUGGUCGGGACAUUUGCCAGUCUGCAACACUCGCACGUGGUGUCAGCCACCGCCGCCCCCUGAACAUGGUCGAGUCAGUUGCAAAGGUAUGACGUCACCGAAUGGUUGGGGGCUCAAUGAUGGCGCCAUUUGCCGAGUCCGGUGUGCACGCGGCUGGAAAUGGACCAGCCGGUCUAUGGCAGUGUGCAGACGUGGUUCUUGGACUUACCAUCUAGGAUGCUCGCCUAGGCGCGGGAAAUAGAAAUAAUUAAAUCUUAAUUAUUUAACUUUAUGAUUAGAUUAAGUAGGUUAGGUUACUAGUAAUAUGUCUUUGAAUAUUGGGCGUGCCAUAUUUAAUAAUGAUGUGAAGUGUUUGUAUUGUUAGUAUUGUACCUACCUAUGUAUAAAGUUCGAUACAGCUACGUAAUUACUUAAUUAAUGGAACUAAGAAUAUGUUAUUAAGAAAUAAUAAAUUUUAUAUAGGUACCUUUUUUGAAUAAUUUUAUUACUUUACCAUGAACAUGUUUCUUGUAGAAAUAUUUUUAUGUGAUACUCAUUAAAAGUACCAACUUAAUAAAAUAAAUGAUUUAAAAUUAUAA
Spodoptera frugiperda (fall armyworm) is the source of this 1620-nucleotide messenger RNA. RefSeq lists its product as uncharacterized. NCBI's taxonomy places the organism in Eukaryota, Metazoa, Arthropoda, Insecta, Lepidoptera, Noctuidae. The record is from RefSeq and is a predicted model, not a curated record. Bases 201 to 1283 code for a protein of 360 amino acids. The transcript has 6 exons.